UAUCAUAAAUACACAUUUCUCCUUCAGGACUCAAGUCCAAAUUAUGUAUAGAAAAAAAAGAUACGUGUAUUCAGUGUUUUCGCGUUUACUAAAUCAACCGAGUCACGGAGAUUGGCCUAGAUUGUGCAUACGACAACGAAAUUUGGAUUUUCGAGUUGCAUUGGAUUCUCGCGUUUGAGGUUCUUCACGCCUGCUAGCUCGAUUCUUCAUUUUCGUCCAUUAAUCUUGCUAUUUGAGAUUGGAUAUUGGUUUCUUUACAUUCCAAACUUAGUUGGGGUGUAAAUUCUCCAAUUAUCUAGCUUGAACUUCGGAUUUCUGGACUGCUUUUGCUUAAGUACACACUCGGAUUUACUGUUCACGCAGGCAGGUCAACGCCUCUCUCUCCAUUUCCUCUUGAUCAAUCUUUGAUUGGGAGGUGAUUUUAGCUUCUAUUUGGUGUGAGGAUUAAGCAAAUAUACUUAUUUCAAACAUCAAGGCAAGUUGAUUUUCCCAUCUUCACCAACGGCUCUUUCCUUUCCUGUACACCGAAGCUUCAAAGACGAAACCGUACUCAUGGUUACUUAGAAGAAGUGCUGUAUCCAAGCUCCCUCUUGUACUCAUGUCUACUAAAAAAAAGAAGGAUGUGAUGGCACCUACUAAAUCUUCAUCUCGGCUCAAGGCUAAGCAAAACAGGGACACCGACGAAAUUAUUCAGAUAACUGCGCAGGACAAAGCAGACUCAGUACAACUUCAACAAAAGACAUCACUAGACCACGUACUGGAUGGGGUCUCCUCUACUGUUCUGGAACCUAUCCUGGAGGUUUCUUGUGAAGAGGAUGUCCAGUCCUUGGACACAAAUGUGGAGAAUACUCAUGUCAGCAAGGAUGUAAUUCUGGAGGUAACAUCUGCACCCCAAAAUGAUGGCUUAGGCAUAAACAUUGAUGAGGAGGCUCUUAUACCAAUUUUAGAUGAUAAUUCUCUUGAGCAUGUGGUUGUUGAGGAAGGGGAAUAUGUACUUGAUCCUAGUGUGAAGGAACUCUUGGAAAAGGAGGCAGCUGAAGCUCUGCAAAUAACUGAACAAACUGAGGUGGCACAGGUCAAUGAAACUAAUGGUGUUAUUGUGCCGGUGGUAAACAAGGCCGCGACUUUACCUGCCAGCCAGACCGCGCCACUACUUGCCAGCCGGACCUCGGCAUUACUUCCCAGCCAGGCCGUGGCAGUACCCAGCCAAACCGUGGCAUCACAUAGCCAGGCCGCGGCAUUAUCUCGCCAGCCUGCGGCAUUACCUUGCCAGGCUGCGGCUUCACAUUCUGCCAGGGAGAUUGCAGUCUUGGGCGAAAACAAAUGGGGGAAACCUGGCUCUAAACCCUCAUUUGUUUCACUUUUUAAGGACAAUAGGGAACCCGAUAAAGGUAUGAAACUAAGGUAUAUCGAGCCUAAAGGAGACAUCAUUGACUUAUCUACCCGGGUACUACCAUCCAUGAUUGCUAUUUGGGGUCAUUGUCUUGUUGGUUAUUUUGAUAAUGGCUACCCCGGUUACAAGAAUUUGCAAAUCCUUGUGCAAAAAUGGGCUGUCCCAACACGGUUUAGGAGCCACGAUAAAGGGUGGGUUAUAUUCAAGUUCCAAAAUGAGAAAGAUAGAGCUAAAGUGCUCAUGGAAGGGCCCUAUACUUUGUUUGGCAAGACAUUUCCAUUGAAAUUGCUUUCGGAUGAUUUCUCUAUGAAUGAUGAUGAAUUCCUUAAAGUGCCUAUUUGGGUACAAUUCCCACAUCUUCCAAUGAGAAUAUGGGAGGAAGACAUCAUUAGUGAAGUGGCAUCAAAGGUUGGCAUACCUUUAACUACGGAUAAAGUUACACUUGAGAAAGCUAGAUCUAACUUUGCAAGAGUUCUAAUUGAAGUUGAUGCCUCCAAACCGCCCCCACUUGAACUCAAAAUCAAGUUACCAAAUGGCAAGCUACACACACAAUAUGUGAGGUAUGAGACCUUUCCAAAUUAUUGCUUUAAUUGCAAAGAGUUUGGGCAUCAUGCUUUUACAUGUCCUAUUAUUGCCGAGAUUGAAAGGAAAGAAAAGGAAGAAGCUAUAAGGAAGGGCAAAGGCAUUAUGGUGCAAGAUGGGGAGCCCGAGAGGAAUGCAAAAACAGUGACCGAAAAAGAAGUAGAGGGUGCCGAUGGGGCUGCCAAAACAGUGACCGAAAGGGUGGAAAUUGAAGAAGAUAGUGAUCUUUUUGUCACUAAAAGAGAUCAUCCCUUCUUUAAGAGAUUUCGGUUUUUUAAAUGGGGAAAGAAGAAGCCUAUAAGAGGUGAGGGUGGCACAUCCGAUUUCAAGGAUGGUGAUGAUGUACUUAUCCGUAAAGUACAAAAAUUUCAUGAUACAUACCAAGAUGAGGUGAUAGUUCAAAUGGAAACCGAGGAGGUGCUCAUGCCUAGUAUCAAUGUUACACACAUGAAACAUGUAGAUAAGGAUGCUACUAUUAUCAAGAUGGACCAUCAUCUCAAGAUAGUAAAGGAAGAUCAACCCGGAAUGCUUUUCACCAAACAAUGCCUUGAAGAUCUUCCCGGAAUAACAACAAGAGACAAAGAAUAUACCUUUGAUUCCUCCUUUAUGAGGGCUGUUUUUAGACACUAUUUGUGCCGGUAUUAUGAAGAGGGCUGCCCGAGGGGAAAAGCAUCACUUGUGAAACGGCCAAGUAUGAAAGACUUUGACAAAGUACGUGUGGUGAAUGAUAUUAGGGAUGCAUACCGUGAUGAUGUCAUUGUUAAGCUUGAACUUGGCAAAGAUAAUCUACCUUUGAUUCACCUACUACAUUCCGGUGAAGUUAAAGAUCAAAUGGUGCGGCUUGAUAACUACUUGAGAGUCACCCAAGAUGAGCUUACCGAGGGACUCACAUUCACGACCAAAUGCUUGGAGGCUAUCCCGGGAGUCUUUGAUACGGAAUAUGGGUAUGAAUUUAACUCUUGGUUUAUUGAAUAUCCAUAUACUUUGUUAUAUCUUACUAGGUAUAAAGCAAGAGCUAAGCCGAGCCCUAUCGUUGAAAAAAAUGAGGUGAGGCCGAGACACCAAGGGAAGAAAGGAGGGAGGAGGAACAACAACAAAAGGUCUUGAUGAUUGUGUCCGCAUGGAAUAUAAGAGGCCUCAAUAAGGUCUCCAAACAAAACUCUAUCCUUAAGUUUAUUCGCACUAAUAAUAUUCAUUUGUGUUGUCUUCUUGAAACCAAAAUGACUACUACUAAUUUUGUUAAUUUUAGUUCAAAUAGAUUACCUUCUUGGCUAUCUAUUACUAAUUUUGACAAAAUUGAUGGUGGCCGUAUUGGCAUAAUUUGGGACCCACAUUUUGUUCAUAUUAAUGUACUUGAAAUUGAUAAACAACAUGUGCAUCUUAGCGCCACAUGUAAGGUUACUCAAAUUGAGUAUCUUGUUACUUUUGUGUAUGCUCUCUACACGGUUCUCAAUAGAAAAACCCUUUGGGAUCAUCUAGCAAACUUGGAGCCUACCAUUAAUAGCCCUUGGCUAGUAAUGGGAGACUUUAAUUGUGUUGGAUGCCCGAAUGAGAGAGUGGGUCCUACCCCUCCCUCGGCUUAUAACAUGCAACAUUUAAAUGAUUUUAAAGUGCAAACUAAUCUUGUUGAUUGUCCAUCCACGGGCCAAUUCCUUACUUGGAAUAGGGGCUCGCUUUGGGCUAAACUAGAUCGAGUUCUCAUUAAUUCCUUUUGGUCAACUUUGGAUAUUGAGUGCAAAACACAUUUUCAUGACUUCGAACUUGAAUCCGAUCAUGUAGCUUCCAUGGUUUCCAUUGGGAAAACUUGUGGGGCUGCCUCUCGGCCAUUUAAAUUUUUUAAUAUGUGGCUAAACCACGAAAAUUUCAAUGCCAUCCUCACUACCCAUUGGGAUAGAGAGGUUUAUGGAAGUUCUCAAUUUAUUUUAGCCAAGAAAUUGAAGGACCUUAAAAAACCACUUAGGGAACUCAACAAACUUCACUUUGGCCACAUUUCCGAAAGAGUUAAGGACUCCAAGAAAGAGUAUAAAAGGCUCCUUGGGCUUUCUAUACUCUCUCCUUUGGAUGAAACUAUAAAGGAAGAACUUUUAUUGAUUAAGAAAAAACUUCUUAACCUUAAAGUAGCCGAAGAAGAUUUCUUUAAGCAAAAGGCCAAGGCAAAUCAUCUUGUUCAAAGUGAUAAAUGUACUAAAUACUUCCAUGCUAUUGUGAAAAAGAAUAUGGCUAGAAAUUCCAUUACGGCUUUAAAACUCCAAAAUGGGAUUUCUACCACUUCUAUUGACCAAGUUGCUACGGAAUUAGUGAAUUUUUAUACUAAUUUAUUUGGUGCCUACUACCCCACUUCCGGGUUGGACCCCUCUGUGGUGGCCUCGGGUAGAUGUUUACCCGCCUCUGCCACUCCUGGCUUGGUUGCUCCUAUCACCGAUUUGGAAAUCAAAGAGGCCUUGUUUGAUAUUGGUGAUAACAAAUCACCGGGGCCGGACGGUUACACAUCCGCGUUUUUUAAAAAAAAAUGGAACACCGUUGGUUUUGACUUUACUAGGGCCGUGAGGGGCUUCUUUGGCUCUGGCAGGUUAUUAAAGCAAACUAAUCAUACGGUUAUUGCUUUAAUACCUAAGACCAAUCACUCUCCCACACCGGCGGACUUUAGACCAAUUGCUUGUACUAACGUGGUCUACAAAGUCAUUACCAAAAUUAUUUCUAAGAGGAUGAUCCCGUGUCUACCGGACCUCAUUGACCACGCCCAAGGGGCGUUUGUUGAUGGAAGACUUAUGAUUGAUAAUGUCUUCGUUGCACAAGAAUUGAUUAAGGGAUACUCUAGGAAACGUGCAUCUCCUAGAUGUAUGAUAAAGGUUGACCUCCGGAAAGCCUACGAUACUAUAUCCUGGGAUUUCCUGGCUGCCAUGUUAACCCAUUUGGGCUUCCCGGGCAGAUUUAUACAUUGGAUUAUGGAGUGUGUCACCACACCUUCCUAUUCCAUAUCUAUUAAUGGGGUGCUUCACGGCCACUUUGAGGGUAAGAGAGGGCUUCGGCAAGGGGAUCCUAUGUCCCCCCUCUUAUUUGUCCUUUGCUUGGAGUAUUUUUCCAGAUUGUUGAACAUUAGGACCAAAAAUCCUAUGUUUAAACAUCACCCCCUGUGUGGAUCCCUUAACAUAUCACAUGUGGCAUAUGCUGAUGAUUUGAUGCUUUUUUCUAGAGGGGAUACCACAUCUAUACAGAUUCUCACACAGGCCCUGGAAGAUUUUGGUAACAUAUCUGGCCUUAGGGUCAACUAUGAUAAAUCAAAUAUCUUCCUUGGUGGUAAUGCAUAUUAUGACCUUGACACUAUACUAGAACUGGUGGAUUUCAAAAUUGGUACAUUCCCGGUCAAAUAUCUAGGGGUCCCCCUGGCACCCUUAAAAUUAUCUGUGGCCCAGUAUGCACCACUUUUGGAGUCCAUAACUACUUUCAUUAAUGCUUGGAGUAUUAAGUCUUUAUCUUAUGCAGGCAGAGUUGAGCUGAUAAAGUCAGUUAUACAGGGAGUGCACUCUUUUUGGUUACACAUGUUUCCCAUCCCUAAUGUUAUUCUUGAUAGGAUUACAUCCAUCUGUCGCAUUUUUCUUUGGGGAAGCAAAUUCGCUAGGGUUGCCUGGGCUGAUAUUUGCCUCCCUAAAGAAGAGGGUGGACUUGGCAUACACGACACGAAAGUUUGGAAUAAGGCUUUACUUUCAAAAACUUUUUGGGAUAUACAUACUAAAAAGGACACACUUUGGGUCAAGUGGGUCCAUGGGGUUUAUCUCAAGGGUAGGUGUGUGUGGGAGUUUGUCCCACACGAAAGAGAUUCACAAUUGUUUAAAAAGAUUGCACAAAUCCGAGAUGAAAUACUCUCCAAAUUCCAGGACAUCCCGAGUGCUAUACUUGGCUUAAGUGCUUUUCAAAUGAAUGGUAAGCUUGUAUCCUCCAAGGUUUAUGAUUUGCUUAGGCCUAGGGCUGCCACCCGAGUGUGGAUGCCGUUUAUUUGGAAAGACUACAUCCCUCCCAAGUUUUCCUUUGUUACUUGGUUGGCAUUCCGUAACAGAUUAGCCACGUGUGAUAAUCUUCAUAGAUUAGAUGUGGAUAAUACUUGUGUAUUGUGCAAGGGUGGACCGGAAACGGUUCCACACCUCUACUUUGAAUGUUUUUUUUCAGGAAAAGUUUGGGCUAUGAUGAAAGCAUGGAUUGGCAUUCCACGAAUGAUGGGGACCCUAGCUAGUGCGGUCAAAUGGAUCAAGAAGGAAAGGAGUGGAGCUAGUGUACGAGCCAAGGCUGCCAGGAUUGCUUUCUCGUGCACCAUAUACUCGCUUUGGAGAGUCAGGAAUGCAGCUCGAUUUGAUGAUUUUUUGCCAAAGGAGGAGGAAGUUUUUGCCAGGAUUCAAUAUGUUGUCUAUAAAAUUCUGUAUUGCAUCUAUCCUUAUGAUUUGGUAGUACUUUGAUAACUUUUCGCCCAUCACCUAUUUUUGUUUGUGAUAGGCCGUGAGGUAGUAUAGGGGGGGCUGCCAUGGCACCCUUAUUUUUGGCAGGUGAUGGGUUAUCCAAUAUUUGGAUAGCCUACAUUUUUGCUCAUAUUCUUUGCUGUACAGACGAACUAUUGACGGUUUUUUCUUUUUCUAAUAUACUUACAUGUUAUCGUCGAGUUGCAUUGGAUUCCUAUAUCAUAAAUACACAUUUCUAUUUCAG
Molecule: messenger RNA, 6667 nt
Organism: Cuscuta epithymum
Lineage: Eukaryota; Viridiplantae; Streptophyta; Magnoliopsida; Solanales; Convolvulaceae
Source: the annotation of a GenBank genome assembly